AUCCCUCCCAGACAGUCCCCCAGACUCAGAGCCGUACUCUCCGGAUGGCAACCGCCACCAGCACACCAUGAACGUCUGUCGUCUCUGAAUCAAGCAUGUAAGAAACGGAAAUAUUCAGAGUCCCCGACGGGUACGGUUAACCCAGCCAUGUUACAUGGGAUCAGCGGAGUUAUCAACAUCAAACAGGAGCCUCCAGGUGUGCAGGUGUACAUGGGGGACUGCUCUGGAGAUAAUGAUUUCCAAGGUUACGAUGUAGAUGCAAAUGGUCAAUUUGUGGACAGUGCAUACCAAGUUCUCAAAUGGCAACCGUUCAAUCAGGCUAAAUGGGCAACCCUCACCAACGCGGAAAUGAUAGAUCUAGCAUCACCAGAGUACAGAGUGGAUGCUGAUAAAGGCUUUAUUUUCUCAACUCCGGAUGAGGCCUUCGUUUGUCAGAAGAAAAAUCAUUUCCAAGUUACUGUUCACAUGCGUCUCAAUGGACAUGCUAAAUACGUCCGCACUCCAGAAAGAGUGACGAAAAUAGAUCACUUCUAUCUUCACUUUUAUGGAGUCAAGAUGGAGUCUCAAAAUCAGCAAAUAAAAAUUGAGCAGUCACAGUCAGACAGAAGUAAAAAGUCCUUCCAUCCAGUGCAGGUAGAUCUCACGGCCGACAAGGAGACAAAAGUGACUGUGGGACGCCUACACUUCAAUGAAACCACAAACAACAAUAUGAGGAAAAAAGGGAAGCCAAACCCUGAUCAACGUUACUUCCUGCUCGUUGUCAGUUUGCACGCGCACAGCGGUGACUCGGACUACAUGAUUGUGGGGAGUGUGUCAGACCGAAUUAUUGUCAGGGCCUCAAACCCAGGCCAGUUUGACAGCGAUGUUGACAUCAUGUGGCAAAAAGGUCAGUCCCAGGACUCAAUCUAUCACAUGGGAAGAAUCGGCAUCAACACUGACCACCCAGAUGAAGCCUUGACCGUCCACGGGAGCAUGGCUCUGACCGGAAAAUUGACCAAGCCGUCUGAUAUAAGAGCAAAAGAAGACAUACAGGAGAUUGAUCCCAAAAACCAGUUGGCAAAUGUUUCCAAGUUGAGAAUCUACAGAUACAAAUUUAAAGAGGAAUACGCAGAGCAGGUGGGAAUUCCACCAGACCACAGAGAAGACACAGGCGUUUUGGCUCAGGAAGUCCUCGACACGAUUCCAGAUGCUGUUCAAGAAACAGGGGAUGUUGUACUCUCAAAUGGCGACACCAUUGAGAACUUUCUUGUUGUUGACAAGUAGUGUAGUCCCUAAGAGGGUGAGCACGUCAGAAUCAGACAGAAGCAGAUCCCCACGACGAGAACAGUACAAGAGAGAGGCCAAGAGUCGACGUGGGGAUCACUCGUCUUCUCCCAGUGAAAAGGAAAACAAGAACUCUUCAUUAUGUGUCACGAUGAGCAGAUUCUUCGCCAAAAAAUUAACAAAAGCCGGUCUUUUAAUUUUCUUUUUUUUGGCAUUAUGGUAAGAUUUUUGGCCAGAUUUUUUUUCAAUUACAUCAAAUUUCAUUUGUUGUAGUUCAUUUGUUAACUCUUUAUCUCCAUGGGGGGUAAACUCACUUAUGCCGAGGCCCUUUGUUGGUACUCAAUCUAGAAAUGACGAAAAAGUCACUAAAUAGGUCAUUAAAUCAAAGCAAGGGAACUUAUUUCGAUAGUUCUUCAUCUAAUGAAUGAAAUCCCGAUAAAAGAGACCUGUUUUCGGUAAUGGCCGAAAAGUGAUUUGAAGUCAAAGUUGUCAUAAA
Molecule: messenger RNA, 1759 nt
Organism: Aplysia californica (California sea hare)
Lineage: Eukaryota; Metazoa; Mollusca; Gastropoda; Aplysiida; Aplysiidae
Product: myelin regulatory factor
Biological process (GO): protein autoprocessing; positive regulation of DNA-templated transcription
Cellular component (GO): endoplasmic reticulum membrane; nucleus
Molecular function (GO): sequence-specific DNA binding; DNA-binding transcription factor activity
Source: RefSeq, a predicted model, not a curated record